AUGGCAGCUCCAGGCAGACCGAGAUUGGGCAUGUUCACCAGUGGACUGUCGUCGCUUUCCCAGAGCGCCAGCGAUCCCAGCUCGCCCAAUGUCAGCUCCCCGGCUGAGCAGCGAGCCGGCGCCAAGGCCAACAUGUUCCAGACGAUGCGCCUGCCGACACAGCAUGUCUGGGUAUGCUACUUUGACAAGCAGGCCAAGGACCAGAAAAAGGCCGAAGAUGGUGAUUACCAUGCCACGCUCGAGCAGCUCGACACUGAGAUCAAGUCGGUCGCCGACUUUUGGCGGUACGAGAACAAUAUCCCAAUUGAGCAGAUCAAGAUGCGCGAGUCCAUCUACCUGUUCAAGGAGGGAUACAAGCCCAUCUGGGAGGACCGCCGCAACAUCCUGGGAGGCUCGUGGACCUUUCGUGUGCCCAAGAGCUCUGGCCGUGAGUUUUGGAAGUGGAUUCAACUCAUGGCUAUUAGUGAAACACUCGAGGGUGUUCUUGAGAAAGGAGACCAAAUCUGCGGAGUCGGACUCUCGGUGCGCUUCAACUCUCACCUCAUUUCCAUCUGGCACCGAGAUGCCUCGAAACAAAAGUCAAUCGACGGGCUGUUGGAAGUCGUCCUGACAUCGCUGCCCGAAGAGCUCCGGCCAAAGGGUCCUGACAAUUAUUUCUACAAGAAGCAUUCGGAACACGCCGGCUUCAAGGCACCGCCCGAGCUUCAGGCCGUGAUAGACUCGCAAAAGAGAGCACAAGAGGCGGCUGCUGCCAAUGCCAAGGUCCAAGUCCCAGCACCGACUGAGGCGGAAGCAAGCGACGCUUGA
Molecule: messenger RNA, 807 nt
Organism: Pestalotiopsis fici W106-1
Lineage: Eukaryota; Fungi; Ascomycota; Sordariomycetes; Amphisphaeriales; Sporocadaceae
Exons: 3
Coding region: 1-807 (268 amino acids)
Biological process (GO): translational initiation
Cellular component (GO): eukaryotic translation initiation factor 4F complex
Molecular function (GO): translation initiation factor activity; RNA 7-methylguanosine cap binding
Source: RefSeq, a predicted model, not a curated record